Messenger RNA from Capsicum annuum, 3923 nucleotides. RefSeq lists its product as uncharacterized. Bases 1309 to 3687 code for a protein of 792 amino acids. Gene Ontology annotation, molecular function: RNA binding; RNA-DNA hybrid ribonuclease activity. Gene Ontology annotation, biological process: mRNA processing. NCBI's taxonomy places the organism in Eukaryota, Viridiplantae, Streptophyta, Magnoliopsida, Solanales, Solanaceae. The record is from RefSeq and is a predicted model, not a curated record. The transcript is spliced from 18 exons. Gene Ontology annotation, cellular component: nucleus.
CAAAAAGCAAAAUGGCCGAGGCAGUUUUAGGCAAAGGCGCGCAGCAACAUAUUUGCUACUCUGUACUGUACUCUCUGACACAGCAAAAAUGCCAAUACCAAAAUCGUUUAAAUGGAACAGAAAAAUAGCUUUUCCCAUUGAUGUCGUUUAUAUAAAGUUUGUUGAAGCUGAAAUCCACUACAAUUCCAAAAGUUUCUCCAUCAUUUGAAGCUCUUUCAUCGUCAAUGUAGCACUUCAAUGGCGUCUCAAGGCGCCAUUUACUGAUACAACACUUGCAGAUUUUCACCCAUUUUUGCUAUAUGCAGGUCUCAAAUAGUGUUUAAGCUGCUAGAGGCCAACGUUAAUCCGAACCUCAUAAACAUGAAUGACAAUAUGGAGUCACUUGUUGAUUUUCACGUAAAAGAUGAGGCAAAAAGGCUGCUUAAAGAGAUUGAACUGAUGAUGAAGAAUGUUGAGAAUUCUGAAUUCUAUGCUGGAAUGCGACUGGAUAUCAAACAGAAUGAGACAAUCCAAAAACAUUUGUUUCGCAUUUUAGGCUCCCAUUCACACGUUCAGGUGGUAGUCUAUGCUUUGGGAAGUAUCGAGUAUAGUUUCAGUUCACAAUUUCAGCUUGCUGUAGUUCUCCUACUAAAACGAGAUUUUUCCAAUUGGAUCGGCAAUAUAGAAAUAUACGAUCCUGUCUUGUCUCCAGCUGAUAUCAUAGUUUUCAAGUAACUAGAUCUUGAGGUUCUCACCGUUGAUGAAAAUUGUAAGAGGAAAGCUGGGACACCGACAAUGUUCUACAUGCCUAAUCCUUAUCCUGAUCUUUUUGGUAACCUUUUGGGAGCAAACUGGUCUUCAUCUUGUCUUAACCAGAUUUUUCUGCUGACAAACUCAUUUCGCAACACAUUCACCAAGCUGCCACUUUGUGAUCAGAAUCUUUUAGAAACAAUACUACGCUUAUGUAGCAUUCGUGAAUUCACAACAGAGAUUGACAUAAAAACUAGCAGCGAUCAGAUGUAUGCUAAUUUGUUCUCAGAAUUUGCCUGGCAUUUCUUUGAUGUGGUUCCCAACGACGACAUUGACAAACCGGGAUGUUAUUGGUUAGAAAUGCAAAGGUAUCUUGAAAUAGGUUUUCUGUAUGGUAUGCUAAAGAAUAAGACCAGUGAGAGUUUUGCACAAAUUUUGGGUUGUAAUUGUGGCCCUCGUCAUUUCAGAUGCAACUCGGUUCCUCUUCCUCCAGGUUGGAUUAAGCUAAACAUCUAUGGCAUUAGCACAAAGGGUAACCAGCCUGGAUGAUUUAGUGGCGUUUUCCAAGAUGAAAAUGGAAUGUGUUUAGGUAGGUAUAGGGGUGAGAUUGAUGUCGAAGACAAUGUGAUUGCUGGACUAGAGGAUUUGAGGCUUGGGCUGGUCAGAUGCAAGGAAGGGAAACAGAAUGUACAGAACUUGAUUGUCGAGUCGGAUAAUGUUAUGCUUGUCCAAUAUGUUAUUGGCCGCCCUGAGCCAAAUGCAAUAACUAUGUACAGGUUGAAGGAAAUUUCUGACUUGCUGAAACAUAGAACUUGUGCAUUUCUCUAUAUCUACAAAGAAGCCAAUGAAGCUGCUAGAGACUGGGCUCUGAGAGAUGAAUGUCCCAAUAAAGGGCCAAAUGCUGCCUCAGAGAGAAAACUUUAUGUAGGAAACCUUCAUCUUAACAUGACACAGUUACAGCUUAGACAGAUUUUUGAAGCUUUUGGGCCAGUAGAGCAUGUCAACUUACCUACAGAUCCUGAAACAGGACAUAGCAAAGGAUUUGGGUUUGUUCAAUUUGCUCAACUUGAACAUGCAAAGGCGGCUCAAAGUUUGAACGGCAAGCUUGAGAUUGGGGGUUGCACCAUCAAGGUUUCAUCCUUUACUGAACAUGUUGGAGUACAAGAUGCUGGAGUUAAAACUGCAGAUUUUGAUGAUGAUGCAGGUGACUCGAUUUGCAGGUCCCAAAUAGUGUUUAAGCUGCUACAGGCCAACGUUAAUCUGAACCUCAUAAACAUGAAUGACUAUAUGGAGUCAAAUGUUGAUUUUCACAUAAAAGAUGAGGCAGAAAGGUUGCUUAAAGAGAUUGAACUAAUGAUGAAGAAUGUUGAGAACUCUGAAUUCUAUGCUGGAAUACGAUUGGAUCUCAAACAGAAUGCGACAAUCCAAAAACAUUUGUUUCGCCUUUUAGGCUCCCAUUCACAUGUUCAGGUGGUAAUCUGUGCUUUGGGAAGCAUCGAAUAUAGUUUCAGUUCACAAUUUCAUCUUGCCUUAGUUCUCCUACUAAAACGAGAUUUUUCCAAUUGGAUUGGCAAUGUAGAAAUAUACAAUCCUGUCAUGUCUCCAGCUGAUAUCAUAGUUUUCAAGGAACUAGGUCCUGAGGUUCUCACCAUUGAUGAAAAUUGUAAGAGGAAAGCUGGGGGACCAACAAAUGUUCUACAUGAUUUGCCUGGCAUUUCUUUGACGUGGUUCCCAACAACGACCUUGACAAAACGGAAGUUGUUGGUUAGAAAUGCAAAGUUCUCUGUUGUUCUAUUGAUACUGGGUAACAAAGGCCUUUUAAUUUCUGUUGCGUAUCUUGGAAUAGAUUUUAUAUAUCGCAUGCUAAAGAAUGAGUCUAGUGAGAGAUUUGCACAAAUUUUGGGUCAUACUCGUGGCCCUCGUCAUUUGAGAUGCAUCUCGGUUCCUCUUCCUCCAGGUUGGAUAAAGCUAAACAUCUACGGUGUUGGCACAAAGGGUAACCAGCUAGGACAAUUUAGUGGUGUCUUCCGAGAUGAAAAUGGAAUGGGUUUAAGUAGGUAUAGGGGUGAGAUUGAUGUCGAAGACAAUGCGAUUGCUGGCCUAGAAGCCUUGAGGCUUGGGCUGGUCAGAUGCAAAGAAGGAAAACCAAAUGCACGGAAGUUGCUUGUGGAGUCCGAUAAUGUUAUGCUUGUUCAGUAUAUGAAUGUCACAAUAAAGGGCCAAAGGCUGCCUCAGAGAGAACUUUAUGUAGGAAAUCUUCAUUUUAACAUGACAGAGUUACAGCUUAGACAGAUUUUUGAAGCUUUUGGGCCAGUAGAGCUUGUUCAAUUACCUAUAGAUCCUGAAACAGGACAUUGCAAAGGAUUUGGAUUUGUUCAAUUUGCUCAACUUGAGCAUGCAAAGGCGGCUCAAAGUUUGAAUGGAAAGCUUGAGAUUGCGGGUCGCACCAUCAAGGUAUUCAACGCUCUAUCAAGGGCCUUGCUUAUGGCAAUAUUGGACGAUGUGGGUGCUGUUUCAGGUGUUGCGGGUACACUUGGAGUUCCUGCAGAAGCUCCAGGUCAGCCAGCAAUGAGCAUGCCAACAGGUGGGGCAACAGCUUUUCCAAAUAUGCUCCCAACGCAAGACUUUGCUUCCAUGGUUCCCGAACCUAUUGGAAUUCCCAGCGAGUGUUUGCUAUUGAAAAUCAUGCUUGAUCCUGCAACUGAGAUGGAUCCAGAAUUUUAUUUGGAUAUUAAAGAUUAUGUCAAGCAGGAGUGUUCUAAGUAUGGUAGGGUCAAGCAUAUCCAUGUGGACAAGAAUAGCUCUGGUUACGUGUACUUGUGGUUUGAUAGUGUCGAAGCUGCAUCUCGUGCUCAACAAGCUAUGCACAAGCGAUGGUUUGCUGGCAGAUCAAUUUCAGCCAUCUUCUUGCAACAUUAUGAAUAUGAUGCCAAGUUCAAAGGUACAGACGGAGGCUAAUCCAGAAUAUCUGAAGACUGUUGAUUUGGUUAUUGUAAUUGCGAAACCACAGCUGAUUUUGUGUUAAAAUUCGGAUGUUAGUGAUAUCAAUGACUCAUUAAGGGCUCUGGAUACUCGGGCAGCAAGAAUAUUCUCAUUUUAAUCAAUCAUGACACUUAGAGCCCUACUUAUUUUCAAUUGAUGGAAGUAUGAAUAAAUUAUUCAGAGCUCAAUCCAUUCUGUGCUUUUUUUGGGAA